Molecule: messenger RNA, 4166 nt
Organism: Closterium sp. NIES-67
Lineage: Eukaryota; Viridiplantae; Streptophyta; Zygnematophyceae; Desmidiales; Closteriaceae
Source: the annotation of a GenBank genome assembly
CUUAGGAGCUCGUUGAAGCAACGCGAGGGCCUGCGUCGGCCCUGGAUUCUAUUUUCUCAGAGCCUUGGAGCCAAUCGCGCGUGGCGCGUCGUGGGAGAACAUUAGGUCUAGCCGUGACGGAGAGCUAGGGAGGUCUAAACCAGGUUCUAGAAUCCUCAAGCCGCAUAUUAGCAUUUGGCAUCGCGUUAAUUCCAUUGAAGCCAUGAAGCGGCGCGGGGCUGCUCUGAUAUUUGAUCUUCCCGACGAGGUGCUGACGUCGAUCGUACGUCAGCUCGAAAACCCCGCCGAUCGGCGUAACGUCGCACUCGCCUGCUCGCGAUUUCGCGAGCUGGAGAACCGCUGUCGCCGCAGCCUGACCUACAAGGUCAAACAGGGAACCCCCCAGGUUGAGAUUCUAGAGAUUCUCCUUCAGCGCUGCACGGGUCUCGAGGAUCUGUCCGUGAUCAACGAUCGAGGAAAAUCGACGGUUGGCGAUGAGCUGCUGCUGGCCGUCGGAUCGAAAUGCUCGCAGCUGGAGCGGCUGAGCGUCGUCGGAUGCGACGAGGUGACGGCUGACGGCUGGAGGACGUUCGGUGACCAGUGCCGGACCCUCAAGUCGCUCGAGAUCCGUCUGGUGUCUGCUGCAGCCGUCUGCCCUCCCAUCUCCGCCUUCCCCGCCCUCCACUCCCUCACCCUCUACCGCCUCGACGGCCUCCCCAUCCAGAUCGCCUCCCUCUCCCUCUGCUCCGCCCUCACCUCCCUCUCCCUCUGGCACCUCACCGACCCCAUCCUCUCCUCCCUCUCCACCUCCCCCUCUCUCUCCUCCCUCCAGUCACUCACUCUCACCGCAGCAUCGGUCAGAACCUCCCUUGCAGCCCUAGGCGCCUUUCCCCUCCUCUCCUCCCUCUCCCUGCGCACCUGCUCGCAGAUCGGCCUCCCUGAGUUGGACCUUCUCGCCCUCUCCCUCCGAACCCUCACCCACCUGUCCAUCCAAGACUGCCCCGUGAUUCCAAGCUCGGCUGUAGCGGCUGUAGCUGCGACUAACCCGUCGCUCGCCUCGCUCUCUCUCCGGGGAAACACUCACCGGCUCUUUAGCGCCGUGGGCCUCCAAGCGGCGCUUAAUUCCGCCGCUGGCUCUUUGGAAACGCUGGCGCUUAGCGGGCUGCCGUCGCUUAGGCCGGGCUUGCUUGCUGGGUGCGCGCGCUUAAAGGCGCUGAGGAUAGAGUUUGGGAAGGGCUCGGUGCUUGAGGUUGCUGGUAUGCUGAGCAGAGGGAGGGGGGCCGCGGGGGAGGUUGGGGGAGUGGUUGGGGGAGGCGGGGAGGAGGAUGCUGCUGGCGGUGCUGCUGGUGCUGCUGGUGCUGCUGGUGCUGCUGCUGGUGAUGCUGCUGAUAGGACUGCUGGCGGUGGUGGUGGUGGCGGGGGCCUUGAUAGGGGCGGAGCAGCAUGGGAAGGGGGACGUAGAGGGGGAAGGAGAGGGGGAGAGGGGAGGCAGGGAGGGGGAGCGGAAGGAGGAGGGGGACUGGAAACAGCAAGAGAGCGCGGAGGCAGGCAAGGGGAGAUCAUGGAAGGGGGAAGGGGAGAGGGGGGAGAGGGGGGAGAAGGGGGAGAAGGGGGAGAAGGGGGAGAAGGGGGAGAAGGGGGAGAAGGGGGGGAGGGGGAAGUGGGGGAUGAGGGGAUGGCGGGGGGCGACAUCAUCCGUUACUGGAGAGGAGUGGCCCGCCACGACCUGCUAGCAGCGUCCUUCUCAGCGGCCGCAGACGCCGAGUCGGUCAUCCGAGACCUCAACUCCGCCGGUGAUGCAGCAGCACCGCUUUUCAUGGAUGCCAGUGUCUCGGUGCUCGCGGCGUUUAGUGAGGUGGACGAGAGGGGGGCAGUGGCGCCUGGGGAGAGCGUGGGCGCUGCGCUGUCUGCUGUGGAUGCGGCUGUUGCGGGCUUCCGCGAGUUUGAAACGGCGGCCGCAGAAAUGGCUGCCGCGUCUGUGUUCCUUGCUGAUGCCAUGCAAUCCCCUGCUUUUCCCAUCGCCUCUGCUGCUGCUGCUGCUGUUUCUGGUGCUGCUGCUGGUGCUGCUGCAGGUGCUGCUCCUGCUGGUGCUGCUCCUGCUGGUGCUGCUCCUGCUGGUGCUGCCCCUAAUGGUGGUGCUACCGCUGCUGCCGAUGCUGCCAAUAAUGCCGCCCAUCCACCUGCCGCUGCUGUUGCCAAUGCUGCCAACGCUGCCGAUGCUGCCGAUGCUACCAAUAAUGCCGCCCAUCCACCUACCGCUGCUGCUGCCAUUGCUGCCAAUGCUGCCGACGCUGCUGACGCUGCCGACGCUGCCAAUGCUGCCGAUGCUACUGAUGCUGCCGAUGCUGCCGAUGCUACCGGUGCUGCCGAUGCUGCCGAAGCUGCCGAUGCCGCCGAUGCUGCCGAUGCCGCCGAUGCCGCCGAUGCUGCCGAUGCUACCGAUGCUGCCGAUGCCGCCGAUGCCGCAGCCCCUCCACCUGCCCCUGCUUGGGCUCCACCACCGGACGACCCCUUCGCCUCCACACGCCUGGCCGCCCUCCUCUCCGAGCUCGAGCAAGCCAUCGCCGCUGCCUCUGCUCGCUUCGCACACCUCCCCAUCCUCGACGCCCCCGCCGCCGCCGCAUCAGCAGCAGCAGAAUCAGCAGCAGCGGGAUCUGGCGGUGCAGGCAUGCAUGGCGCUGCGCCGGCGGUGCCCGUGAUGCCGCUGCAGCGGGUGGGGCUGCUGCGCUGGCGGUACCAGCAGCUGCUGGAGAGCGUGCUCUCAUUCCGGCGCUAUGCGCGGUCCAUGUACCUCAUCCGAGAGAGAGUCCGACGCGCUGUGCGCACUCGGGGAGGUGCGGGGGGAGGGGAGGAGGGAGGGGGCCGGAGAGGAGGAGGGGGCCAAGGCAGAACAGGUGGAGGAGGAAGGGAGGCGGAGGGCAGGAGAGAAGGGCCAGCUGAUUCACCCGCUGCACGCGCUGCACGCGCUGCACGCGCUGCACCUUUGGAGACGGCUACAGUGCCUCUGGAGUCCCUCUGCCUCCACUACUUCAACUUCGUCCCGGACUUCCGAGCCUCCCUGGAGUCCACCCCCCCCUCGCCUCCUCCUCCCUCACGCCGCCCAUCGCGCCGCUCCCCCUCCCUCCUCAACCAUGAGUCUUCCCUCUCGCCUCCGCCUCCCCCAUCGCCUCCCUCCUCUCUUAACCAUGAGGCGCCCCUCUCACCUCCCCCAUCGCUCAACGCGUUUCAGGGGUUGAGGCGGCUCUCCCUGCAUGCGUGCUCGGGGCUCAAACGAAGGGAUUUUCGCACGGUUCUGCAGUCCUGUCCCGUUUUAGAGCACCUUCUUGUGGACUAUAACGACGCGUUUUCCGACCGGGUCAUUUCAGAGUGUAGACUGGAAAAGCUGACGCAUUUGAGUGUGGUGGCGUGCGCCAGGGUGACUGUGGAGGGUAUUGGGGGUAUUCUUGGGAGUUACCCCAGGCUACGGUGGGUUAAGGUGGAGAAGGUGAAAGUGACAGAGAGAACUAGAAGGGUGUUCCUGAGGGCAGGUGUGAUUAUAAGAGGGAUGUGAUUAAUGGAGUUUGGGUGUGGUCAGUGAAAUACAAGUGAAGCGGCGAGGCAGUGAGGUAGCAGGAGGGGGGAGGAGGGGGAUGAGGAGGGGGGAGAGAAGUCGUAGUAGCAGUGGCAGUAGCAGUAGCAGGAGGGUUUGGUUUGGCAGCAACAGGUCCAGGAGGGGCUGGAGUGAAGCCGGUAGUUGCUUGUGCAGUCUCGGGGUUCAGCUGUCUCGCUGCUGCUGCAGCUGCUAGUGUUGAUGCUGUGGCUAAUGCUGCUGCUGCAGCUGCUGCUGGGAUCUAUGCUGCUGCUGCUGUUGCUGGAAAUAUGGGUUACGAUAUGGGCAAUGACAUGGGCUGUGACAUUGGCUAUGGCACGGGGUAGUACAGGCCAGCCGGAAACAACGUCAUGGGUUUGCUGCAACAAUAUAUUCCUUUCCUCUCACUGAACAGCGCAUUCAACUUGAUACAAAGUGCCGGCCUGCCUGCCUGCCUGCCUGCCUGCCUGCCCCACCAACCUCAGCUAACCCCACCAGUCUCGGAUGUCGCGGGAUCUGACCAGCCACCCGCCCCUCAAGGCAAGGGAGGCACAUUCCAUCAAGUUGAACGUGCCUGCACACCCGGCACUAUAUCAUCAAAUCAAAGCUUCCUUGACUC